This is a messenger RNA of Somion occarium, 574 nucleotides long. NCBI's taxonomy places the organism in Eukaryota, Fungi, Basidiomycota, Agaricomycetes, Polyporales, Cerrenaceae. The record is from the annotation of a GenBank genome assembly.
AUUGCACAUACUGUACAGUGUGACCAUCUAAUUCGUGGUCUUCUAAGUUCUACAAUUCGAAUCCAUUAAUCAUGCCAUUCAGACCUACCAAUCGUUAUCCUCACGGAUUGCUCUCUCGGGAGGAACAUGUCGCAUUCCUGGAGAAAUGGUAUGAAGCACACAUGGCUGGUCCUCUUCCACCCUCUAAGAAGAGACGACAACGUGGGGAGAUAUUCCAGAUUCGUGGAAAUUUGAGGCGACAGUUCCCCGGAUGGCAUAGCAAUUUGAAAACGAUCAAGAGCGCGUUAGCGUCGCGUCGAGAAUGGCGUGAAUGGCGAGAGGAGCUGUUGCAUGAACGGAAGGAGAAGUUGGAGGUGAGAAGGGAGCAGAAAGCUCAGAGGAAGGAAGGGCGAGAACGGAGGGAGAAAUUGCUUGCGAAGAAGGAAUUUUCUGCAAUUUGAAGUUGAACGGCUCGACACAUUAUAUUCUUGAGCCCCAGCAAUUGCUCAAGUACAGGAGCAUAUAAUGGUUUCUCAAGACUGGUUUCGACACUGUAUUUGACAAUGAUUCGGAUACAUGCCUCUUGUUUCACCGG